AUGGGUAUCGCGCUGACAGGAUACUAUGCGGCGAGCAAGGCAUAUCUAAUGAAGUUGGCUGAAGUGAUCAGUCGUGAGAUGAGGCUGGGUCAUCACGAUAUUGAAGUACUGGGUAUUCGAGUUGGGGGUGUCUGGAGUACAGGACAGAUGGUCGCUCCUGCCAAGGGAUUAUUUGCGCCUGAUGCGGUCACGAUGGCUAAAGCUGUGCUUGCGCGUGUGGGGUGUGGAGGGAUUGUCGUUGUGGGACAUUGGGCGCACGCGUUACAGUUUGAAGCUAUCUAG
Messenger RNA from Penicillium angulare, 282 nucleotides. RefSeq lists its product as uncharacterized. NCBI's taxonomy places the organism in Eukaryota, Fungi, Ascomycota, Eurotiomycetes, Eurotiales, Aspergillaceae. The record is from RefSeq and is a predicted model, not a curated record. Bases 1 to 282 code for a protein of 93 amino acids. The transcript has a single exon.